This is a messenger RNA of Sycon ciliatum, 4511 nucleotides long. RefSeq lists its product as uncharacterized. The record is from RefSeq and is a predicted model, not a curated record. The transcript is spliced from 2 exons. Lineage: Eukaryota; Metazoa; Porifera; Calcarea; Leucosolenida; Sycettidae. Bases 2797 to 3756 code for a protein of 319 amino acids.
GGUGAUUUUUGCUCCCUGCUCAAUUUAUUCCACUCCCGUUCUCUUCUUCUACUUACUUUGAAGUACCUGUCUCUCUGUCUGUCUACUAUCUAGCUAUCUAUCUCUAUUUCUCUGACUCUCUCUGACUCUCUCUGUCUCUCUCUGUCUCUCUCUCUCUCUCUCUCUCUCUCUCUCUCUCUCUCUCUCUCUCUCUCUCUCUCUCUCUCUCUCCCUCUGUCUCUCUCUCUCUCUCUCUCUCUCUCUCUCUCUCUCUCUCUCUCUCUCUCUCUCUCUCUCUCUCUCUCUCUCUCUCUCUCCGUUGGGUUUGACCUCAAGCCAGCGGAAGCACUCCAGUACACGGCAUGACACAGGUGAACAUCAUACAUGUCCGAAAUGUCACACCACCAUCAAACAAGAACAUAACCUUGCACGACAUAUGCGGACUAACAAAUGCAAAACAUUGGCUGCAUCGCAGGCUGGAGCUGUGUCAGCAGUCUCUGCAUCACCACCACAUGAGACUCCAAUGACUUUAGAGGCAAGUAUACCAACCAUUACACCAUCAGACCGGGAAACAAAAUGUCCACACUGUUUGAGAAAACUCAAAUGGAAACAAAACUUGCCACGACAUCUACAGACCUGCCCGGUCUACAAAUCACUUUCAACCACCUCAGCCAAAGCAGACGGCAGUAGCGGGGAUGGUCGGACGACUUCCAUGAUUGAUUCAAUGCACUUCAGCCCAUCUGUAGGUCAGACAAUGACUCCUGGAGAUGAAUUGCGAACAAUCCCGCACGAAUCCACUCCCUGUCAUAAUGAGUCUUUACUUCAUGUCCUGAAUCAACGGGACAUGGACAAGGUAGAAGUCCGGCAGUCCCUACUGCUACCGUCAGCCAAAAACACCAAGGCAUGGCACACAAUAAACGCUCAGUUGAAGAUCCAUCUCACUCAACAUUUCCCAACCUCAUACCUCAAAAACACUAACAUCGAAGAGACUCUGGACAAACUAGAGAACUUCAUUCACUGGUUUUUCGACCAGAAACCACCACCACCUCCACCAAAACACAAGAAUGCAAAUAAAAACCGUGCAGUGGAAAAACUCCCGGCUCACAGGCGUGAUUUAAAGCGCCAAUUUCGUAAGAUCAAAAACCCGGACGAAGUACCUGCAGCGCUCAGAAAUGAGUAUUUUUCAAUUGGAAAACAAAUCAAGCGUCUUUUGAAACAACAAAAGAUGUACGACGAUCGAUCCCGGAACAAGAGGGACCAGGAUACCUUUCUCAAGGACCCAUAUGCCUUGGAAAGAAAUUGUUUCAACCAACCAACCAUGUCAAACCCACUUUCUCUGACACUACCUGCUUUGAGUACUUCCAACACACAUAUGCAGACCAGGAUCGUGCCACUUCGUACGAAUCCUGCCCCAGUGCAGGGAAGCCCCGGGAUUGCACCCACCCAGUCGAUGAGGGGACCUCUACAUGGACUGAAUUUCAGAAUGUUUUGAAGAAGUGUCGCAACACCUCUGCACCGGGUCCUGACAAGAUACCUUACAUAGUUUGGAAGCUUUGUCCCUCCCUUCAAUCCAUUCUUUUCACCAUCUUUGGGCGGGUUUGGGAGAGCAAGAUCAUUCCAAGGCAGUGGCAGGUAGCGUGUAUCACACUCCUGGCCAAGGGGGAGGUGUCUGAUGAUCCUUCGAAAUUCCGACCGAUUGCUCUAGCAAACACGUCCGGGAAGAUCUUUUUCACCUUAGUUGCAAAGCGCCUCUUGAAACAUAUGCUAGGCAAUAAGUUCUUCGAUGGUGACAACCAGAAAGGAUUUAUGCCUGCAAAGGCUGGGUGCUUAGAGCAUACAUCACUUUGUUAUGAGGCGAUGCGUGAUGCAAAGACGGCAAAACGCCAAAUUUGCAUUGCGUGGAUAGAUUUGAAGAAUGCAUUUGGUUCAGUGCGCCACAAUCUGAUACAGUAUGCUCUAACCCACUACAGCCUUCCUUUGCAAUUCAGGAAAUUAAUUUUUUCCUACUACGACAGUCUUUGCGCUUUCGUCGUACAACCACACACCCCCACCUUUAAUUACAACAUUGGUGUUUUCCAGGGGUGCCCCUUGUCCCCGGUCCUUUUCAAUAUUUGUUUCCAGCUUCUGCUGGACUCACUUGCAGCCCCUGAAUUAAGUUGCCUCUCCUAUGAUUUUAAAUCUGCCCCUUUGCAAGUGUCCCAAACAGCUUUUGCUGAUGACUUAGGCCUCUAUAGCAAAUCUAGUGCAGGUUGUCAAAAACUCAUUGCGGUCACGGAGGACUUUCUCUCGUGGACCCAAUGUAUGCAGGCGGCGCCGCACAAAUGCAAAAGCAGUGCAGCAAAGCUUGUAGAUGGCCGGUACAAACCUUACGAUCCCUGCCUGACGAUGUCAGGGAGGAAGAUCGCUUUCAUUGAUACUGCAGAGUUCAAGUUCCUGGGGCGAAGGCUGCAUGCUGAUUGCUCUGAGCAGACCCAGCGGGAAGACAUCCGUCAACUCACUGUAUCUCUCAUGCAAAAAGUAGAUGGCUCUUGGCUUCAAGACCACCACAAGCUAUGGCUUUACCACCAUCUUGUAGUGCCCAAGCUUUCUUGGUCUUUCCAGGUUCUUGAACUCACACAAGGUUUUGUACGUGAACUGCACUUUAUGUGUUUACCAUUUCUGAAGAAAUAGUCAGGCCUACCUCGAUGCGCAAACUCUGCCAUUCUUUUUAUUGGCAGUCGCAAACGCUUUGGCUUACGCCUCCACUACCUUCCUACGGUGUGGAAAAAGUGCCAGUCCAUCAAAUGGCACAUUCUUCGAUCGAGUGGGGACGCGCGCAUGAGGGCGCUGUACACUCUGCGUCGGAGUAAGGAUGCGAAGCUGACAAAGCGAUAUGCGGCGACAAUAGAGCUGGAGUGUGCAGAGGCAUCAGUAGGUUCAGGGACUCUCCGUCCACCGUCAUCUUCAAGUCAUCGUGCAGGGUUGGGUGCUCGUGCUCCGAAGCAGCAUUCCAAACCCCCGAGGAAGGAUCUCCUUCAAACAUUUGAGGAGAUCAACGCGCAGGAGCAGAUUUUGAGGCUGAAGACUCUUCAGGUGCAAGGCAAGUGGUUGGAGUGGACAUCGGUGAUGUGGCAGGACCUCUCGUGGAAAUCCCUUUUGUACGGUGGUACUGGUAAGGAUUUGAAAUUUCUUCUCGCAUCAACCCUCGACGUGCUACCUUCUCCGACGAACCUACGUCGUUGGGGAAACACCGUAGUGGAUCCGUACUGUAGUUUGUGCCGUACCUGGGCCUGUACUACGCGCCACGUGCUUGGCGCUUGUCGCGUAGCGCUGGACCAGGGACGUUACACCUGGAGGCACGACAACGUACUCGGGGUCAUCGUCAGGAACAUACGUGAGGAGAUUCGAAUCCGCACUGCUGCAAACACCGUACAAACCGAAAAUUCAAAUGAGCUUGACUUCAUCUCGUUUUGCAAGGCGGGAGAGAAGCCAGUUCGCGUUCAGCCCAGACGAAAGUUGGUUACGACUGAUCUCCUGUCAGCGGCCUCAGACUGGAAACUUCUUGUCGACUCAGUUAGUGCAAAGAUUUCUUUCCCUAGCUGUGUUGCACUUACCACCCUAAGACCAGAUAUAGUUCUGUACUCUACGAGUCGUAGGAUUGUGUUCUGGAUGGAGUUGACAGUUUGUGCUGAGGACAGAUUCAGUGUCAGUAACUCGCGGAAGGACAGGCGGUAUGCGGAUCUGGCCGAUCAAUGCCGAGCAAACGGGUGGCAGGUCGUUUCUUUUUCGGUUGAGUAAGACGUCUCUGCGAAGCAGCUACAUCAUCUGGUUGCGGCGUCAACAAAAACACUGGUCGGAAGAUCCACUUUUCUGAGGUACUGUAUGUGGGGCUCCGUUUAUUGAGGUGCGUUGAAAUUUAUUCUCUUUAUCUUAUUAUUUCUUUUCUAUAAUUUCCCCAUAUGAGUUCCUAUCAGUUGCUGUGAACACCUUGAGUGGAGAGCGCUUGCUCGAGCGUUGAACCGGGUUCUUAAUCCACCAUACCCAGUUCGCAAGGCUGGGCGGGGUUGUGAGCAGGCUUUCAUUUCAUCUUUUCUUAUUAUUUCUUAUUAUUUCUGCUUUUCAUCUCAUUACAAAAAUUCUGCGCUUUUUCUCCAUCUGCGCAUAAAAUCUAGACUGAUAACCUGCUUGUUAAAUCAUGCACCUGCUUUCAGGCGUAAAAACCCUGUUGUAGAGGUCUCAGUCCUCAUUUGUUAGACUUACCUGUCUUUAUAAAUGUAACUUACUCUCUCUCUCUCUCUCUGUCUCUCUCUGUCUCUCUGUCUCUCUCUGUCUCUCUGUCUCUCUCUCUCUCUGUCUGUCUCUCUCUCUCUCUCUCUCUCUCUCUCUCUCUCUCUCUCUCUCUCUCUCUCUCUCUCUCUCUCUCUCUCUCUCUCUCUCUCUCUCUCUCUGUCUCUCUCUGUCUCUCUCUGUCUCUCUCUCUCUCUCUCUCUCUCUCUCUCUCUCUCUCUCUCUCUCUCUCUCUCUCUCUCUCUCUCUCUCUCUCUCUCUCUCUC